AUGGUAUAUUCUGCUUACUAACCUCCAAUAGAUCCUAAACACUAUAGUAAUUUAUCAAUUGUUCUUACAUUUAUUGGGUUUUGUUUUUUAUCAGAUUUUGUGAUGUAAGCACUCAUUUAUAAUAAUGAUAGUUAUUAAUUUACUAAAUAAAAAGAGCAAAGAAUUUUAUCAAAAGAAUUGGCUAUUGGAUUUUUUUCAGCAUUAUUUUUAUCAUCUGGAACAUUAUUUACUUUUUUAGCUUUAGGAUUGUAUUUUUGA
Molecule: messenger RNA, 258 nt
Organism: Paramecium sonneborni
Lineage: Eukaryota; Ciliophora; Oligohymenophorea; Peniculida; Parameciidae
Source: the annotation of a GenBank genome assembly